This is a messenger RNA of Saccostrea echinata, 937 nucleotides long. RefSeq names its product WD repeat-containing protein 36-like. Gene Ontology annotation, cellular component: small-subunit processome; Pwp2p-containing subcomplex of 90S preribosome. Gene Ontology annotation, molecular function: protein binding. Bases 23 to 937 code for a protein of 304 amino acids. NCBI's taxonomy places the organism in Eukaryota, Metazoa, Mollusca, Bivalvia, Ostreida, Ostreidae. Gene Ontology annotation, biological process: rRNA processing. The record is from RefSeq and is a predicted model, not a curated record. The transcript has 7 exons.
UCGCUGGUUGAUCUCAUCCGCCAUGGAUUGUACAGUCAGAUCAUGGGACUUGCCCUCUGGAAAGUUGGUAGACUGCUUUUCAGUGGAGAUGGCUGUGACCUCUCUAUCGAUGUCUCCGACUGCAGAUUUCCUAGUGACCAGUCAUGUGGACAGUGUAGGGGUGUAUACCUGGUACAACAAGACCCUCCUCUCUCACGUAUCCCUGGCCCCACUCCCAGACGAUUACCAACCACAGGAAGUGGAAAUGCCUGACACACGAUUCACUGGAGGAGAUGACAACCAAAAUGCUGAAGAUGACACGGUGCUGGAUGAUGUAGAUGAUUACGCUUCCCCAGAACAAUUAUCCUCCGAGUUAGUGACCUUGUCUCUUCUCCCUAACUCCCGCUGGCACAACCUCCUCAAUCUGGAUGUCAUCAAGAUGAGAAAUAAACCAGAAGAGCCCCCUAAAGUUCCUAAGGCAGCGCCUUUCUUUUUACCCACAAUUCCUGGCUUACAACCCAAGUUUGUCGUCCCUGAACACACAGAGGAAACAGACAAGGCCAGUACACAUAAGAAAUCGGGUGCUGAUCUUUCUCGGUUUAAUUCUCUUGGUGAACUUGGACGUAGACUAGAUGAAGGAAAGGAGGAACUUGGUCCCUCUGCUGUUGAUAACGAGAUUCGAUGUUUAGGACCUGAUGCGGGGGGAUCUGUGACCACUAUGUGCCAGUUCCUUCACUUGAUUAGUCAUGUUCUGGACACCAAGAAAGACUUUGAAGUGGCCAAUGCUUAUCUGGAACUUUUUCUUAAGAUUUAUGGUGAUACAAUGUCCAGUCAUCCUGAACUGGUUGAAGUUCUGAGAGAGGUGAAAGGAAAACUGAAUCAGACGUGGACUUCCAUACAGGAUCUGUUUACCUUGAAUUUAACACUUCUAACCCAUCUCAGGACAGCUAAAAUCUGA